AUGGAGGCCCAUGAACUGAAAGAUGCACCAAUCAUAACGAGAGGUGCAUUUCUUCGUUGCGGGUCUUCCACCAGUACUCAAUAUGGUGUUCUUGGCCGCGUAGUGGCAUGCCACUUCAAAAAAGAUGUUCACACAUUUUCGGAUUCUCGCGUCUACUUGAACACGAAUGCUCCUAUGUCCACACUGGUAUGCGGUGUCCAAGGUUCUGGGAAGUCCCAUACCGUUUCAGUGAUUCUUGAAAACAUGUUCAUCUCAAGCUCAUCCCUCGGAACUUUAUCUAAGCCACUUUCCGGACUAGUUCUGCAUUUUGGAGAGGGUGGUGCGGGUUCUGGCCCUUGUGAAGCCGCUUGGGUCGGAGUGUCGAAUCAUCCAUCCAUCAAGGCUCCGCAGGUCAAGGUGUAUGUCUCCAAAUCAUCACUCAACACCAUGAAAGGUAUCUAUGCGCCACUUACCCAACGAGGGAACGUGACUGUAGAGGCUCUGUCGUUCGACGAGUCCGAACUCGAUGCUCAGGCUUUUCUGUCAUUGAUGGCUGUUGGAUCUUCCGACAACGCCCCGCUUUAUAUCCAAAUCAUUCUGUCUAUCUUGCGGGAACUUGGAGAAUCAUUUUCUUAUCAAGCGUUCAUGACCGCACUGGAGUUGAAGAAGAAGACCUUCAACCCAGCUCAGUUAUCUGGCCUUGAACAACGUCUUGCUCUCUUGACUUCAUUCAUGGCCGGAAAAAAGACCAAGAAGCUCAAGUGGGAAGCCUUAACAGAACGAAAACACCGUUUUGCACCUGGACAAUUAACAAUUGUUGAUCUAUCUGACCCUUUUAUUGACCCAGCAUCCGCUUGUGGGCUCUUCGAGGUGCUGACGCGGCUUUUUGUACGUGCAGAGGUUAACACAGGAAAAGUCCUCGUUAUUGAUGAGGCUCACAAAUACCUCUCUUCAAACAAUCAUCCUUCUGGGUUCACAAAAGCCCUGCUCAGUCUUACCAGGCAGCAACGACAUUUGGCCAUGCGGGUAAUCAUUAGCACUCAAGAGCCCACCGUUGUCAACCCGGUCUUACUUGAUUUGUGCACUGUCACAAUUUUGCACAGGUUCUCCUCGCCUGCAUGGUGGCAACAUCUCGAGAAGCACGUUCCUGCAGACUUUUCGGAUAAUGAGGCAUUCGAUAAAGUUGUCAGGCUUCAGACUGGGGAAGCAAUUGUUCUCGCUCCGUCCGGACUUGCUACAUUCCCAUCCCCUGCGAAUGGAGAGCACAAUGUUGGUCAGAUCGGUCGACGCUAUCUGAUACUUAAGACUCGAAAGCGGGUCACAGUAGACGGAGGGGCCUCUAUCCGGGUCAUUGAUUAG
Lentinula edodes (shiitake mushroom) is the source of this 1338-nucleotide messenger RNA. RefSeq lists its product as uncharacterized. The coding region runs from base 1 to 1338 and encodes 445 amino acids. The transcript has 8 exons. Lineage: Eukaryota; Fungi; Basidiomycota; Agaricomycetes; Agaricales; Omphalotaceae. The record is from RefSeq and is a predicted model, not a curated record.